UAUAUAUACUUUGUGCCAGUCAAAUCAAAACUUGACUCAUAUAUUAUAUAUAAUACUACGUACAUGAAGCAACUGUAUGGCUGAUCCGUAUGGCAACGUGCCCAAAAGCGACGAACAGCCAUCCGAUUCCAACCCACCUUUCUUUAUUCAACUUCCUCCCACCACCAGCACCUCCUCCUCCAUUGUCAAUGAUCUUCAAGACCUCUCGGGCCUCCGUUCUCCGACCGGUGGUGGAUCCGUUUCUUCUUCGCCAAGGGGCAGACACCCGCUUUACCGAGGGAUCCGGAGCCGGAGCGGGAAAUGGGUGUCCGAGAUAAGGGAGCCGCGUAAGUCUACUCGGAUAUGGCUUGGCACGUAUGCGAUGCCCGAGAUGGCCGCCGCGGCGUACGACGUGGCGGCCAUCGCGCUCAAAGGGCCUGAUACGGCCCUCAAUUUCCCCAGCGCCCUAAUUACCUAUCCGAUCCCGACUUCUUCGGCGGCCAGUGACAUAAGGGCUGCGGCGGCUAGGGCAGCCGCGUCUAGGGCGGAGGUCAUUAGGCAGGGAGAGAGCUCAUCGGCGGGUGGGGUUGAAAAUGUGGAUAGGUCAGGUGGUGGUCGUGGUCGUCGUGCUGCGGUGACGUCAGAUGACGGUGGUGGUAGUCAGGAGUUUAUGGACGAGGAAGCGCUGCUGAAUAUGCCGAAUUUGCUGGCGGACAUGGCGGAGGGAAUGCUGGUGAGUCCUCCGAGAGGACCCGCUAAUGAUUCGCCAGAAAAUUCGGACGGAGAAAGUCUGUGGAGCUAUUAAUCAUCUGAGGCCGUAUCGAUCUCAUUCAAAUGGCAUGGAAGGUGUCACAGUGAUCAACUCUAUUCGGAUCGAAAUCGGGGGUAUGAAUUAUGAUCAUAUAUACAUAUGAUUGAUUUGCAUUAUUAAUAAGCAGCUCUUAAUUAGCUAAUCAAGAACUGGGUGUCGCAGAUGUUUUUCUUUUUCUUUUUGGCUUUGGCUGGAUGUAACAAUUUCUGUCGGAGUUUGAGUUUCUUUCUGUGUGUUUAUGUUGGCCGGAUCGAUCCAUGGUCGAUCAUUGUGGGUCUGAAAUAUUGCUGCAGUCAGCUGCUUCCUAUGUACUGCUUCUUUUUGCAGCUGAUUAGUCUGUAGCUAUUAUUGCUCACUGCUUCUGCUUUUGCUGGUAUCCUUUCAUGAUUCAGUUCUCGAUAAUCUAUCUCUUUAUCAUUUGCAGCAGCUGCCAUACUAUCUUCUACUACCUUAUCAUAUCUAUAUAUCUGA
This is a messenger RNA of Fragaria vesca subsp. vesca, 1261 nucleotides long. RefSeq names its product ethylene-responsive transcription factor ERF025-like. Gene Ontology annotation, molecular function: DNA binding; DNA-binding transcription factor activity. The transcript has a single exon. The record is from RefSeq and is a predicted model, not a curated record. Gene Ontology annotation, biological process: regulation of DNA-templated transcription. The coding region runs from base 77 to 784 and encodes 235 amino acids. Lineage: Eukaryota; Viridiplantae; Streptophyta; Magnoliopsida; Rosales; Rosaceae.